Molecule: messenger RNA, 1275 nt
Organism: Neocloeon triangulifer
Lineage: Eukaryota; Metazoa; Arthropoda; Insecta; Ephemeroptera; Baetidae
Exons: 6
Coding region: 46-1074 (342 amino acids)
Source: RefSeq, a predicted model, not a curated record
GUGUGGAUACUAAUUUAUGCACAGCAAAGUUUCACUCCAAGCAGUAUGAGGAUCCAAAAAUCAUUUCUACUUCUUGUUGCCAUCCUCUGCUUUCAUUUGGCUAACUCUGCUCAAAAGAAAGAAAAGAAAAAGCCAUCGCUGGUGUGCAGUUUCUUGCGGAAUUUAAAAACUUGCUCGCUCUUGAACUCCAAAAGUAAAAAUAUGCUAGGAAAAAUUGAUGUGGACUUACAAACCUGCGACAAUGGAAACAAUAGAGUCCAAUUGACAAUAACUACGACCAGACGUAAGCCAGGUACCUACGAGGUAACGUUUUCUGGAGCGGACACUUCUAAGCAAAUAUCUAAAACUAGAGUCACUGUGAGUGCGAGUUCAUUGAGUCCAACUCUUGGAUUUAUUGAGGGAAAAUCGAUUGCACAGGACAUACAAAAUUAUGAUAGAAUUUUGGGAUCCAUCGUUCAGGUCAAUUUUGAUAAAGUGCCUCUUAUUCUUGACUCUUGCCAAAUUGACUUCUGCUUAUCUGAGAAAAGCACUCAAAUGUAUUGCUACUUGGAUAGUCCUAUCUACUAUGAUUAUGCAAAAUACGCUGUAAGGGAAGAGACGAUUGCCCCUGACAUUAAUAAUGACGAUUCUGUAACGUCAAUCGUGACAGACAUAGCUCCACCGGCAACUAGCCUUCCUUCAGAAGUUCCCAGCAAAGUUAUAGGAAUUAUGCCACCAGUGCCAAAUGUAUAUUCCAUGAGCGCAAUGCUGAUUGAAUGCGGAGAAAGAGGUUCCAUCGUUGGAACUAUUUGGUACAACAACUACUACUAUGCAAAUGAUUUAUACGUGCCUUACAAACGGCUAUUUCCUCCAAUCACUUUAAAUUUGGUGGUAAUUCAUCAAGGUGGAAAAGCAAAGUCGCAGGCUUCUGUUUUGAUCCAUCCCUCAUCUCCUGACAGCAGCAAAUCGUUCAAAUUCGCUAAAAUUUUGCUUCCUAUAAAUGAAAUUGUGAUUUACAACGAUAAGACUGGCAUUUCAAUCGGCACUUGUGGAACUGCAGAGAGGAAUUAUAUCAACCAACCUCCAAUUGGAUAAUUAGGCUGAAUUUUAUUUAUGGUUCUGAUUACUUAUAACUAUUAAUAAAUUGAAGAAUCUUUGAACUAAAAGUAAUUAAAAAAAGUACCACAAAAUAAUAUUCAGUGAAAAUGAAAUUCAAACCAAAAUAAUUAUAAAGCGAUAGUUACUUUAUAAAAAUUAAUUUUCUAAAUUUUCAUACUGGAAUAAAAAAAAAUACAG